Messenger RNA from Trematosphaeria pertusa, 4444 nucleotides. RefSeq lists its product as uncharacterized. The transcript has 5 exons. Bases 113 to 4444 code for a protein of 1443 amino acids. Lineage: Eukaryota; Fungi; Ascomycota; Dothideomycetes; Pleosporales; Trematosphaeriaceae. The record is from RefSeq and is a predicted model, not a curated record.
GUUCCAAGAUAAACUCACCGGCCCCACUCCAAGCAGAAACAAGUCACCUAUUUCGGAGUUCUAACCCUCCCAGCAAAAACUGCCCCUUUGAAUUCUCUGUCCUCUGAACCAUAUGGAGUCCGGUCCUUCUGAUGCCUUCGUUGAAGUGGUGAAGAGGCGGCUUUUUAUUUGCUGUGAUGGUACAUGGCAGGACGGCGUAAACAACAAAGGCCAGCCGCUCACAAACGUGGCAAGGCUCGCCAGGUCUAUCAAGGGUGUCUCUGACGAUGGCUACCUCCAGCUUGUCUACUAUGAUAGUGGCGUCGGUAACGGCACUGGCUUGUUUGGGCUUGGACAAGGUGUUGACGGAGCAACUGGACGAGGAAUAUCAGCCAAGAUCAGGAAUGCCUACAGCUUCGUCUCAUACAACUACCAAGACGGCGACGAGAUCAUCCUUGUUGGAUUUUCACGAGGCGCAUUCACAGUCCAAUGUGUGGCAUCACUGAUAGGUCAGAUUGGAUUGCUUAGGAAGGAAGAUUUGCAGUAUCUUCGGCCCCUGUUCACGCUAUGGGCAAAUCAAGACCUGAGGACUUGGUCGAACAUGACACCGUUGCAAGUUUUGUUGAAGGAAAUCACCGAUGCGCUAAAGGCUCCGGGAAAGAUCGAGGCACCGACCACGCGGAAAGUCAAAAUCAAGGCACUUGCAGUCUGGGACACAGUCAGCGCUCUCGGGUUCCCUACGCCGACUCUGUCACCCAGACCCCUAUCUUUCGUCGGCAAAUCUGCACCACGUGUGCUUGAACAUGCCUUUCAGGCUUUAGCGCUGAAUGAGAGCAGACGCCUUUUUAAACCGGUUGUGUGGAGAGAGGGCAACGAGGGCUGUAGGAACGUUACGCAAUGUUGGUUCCUUGGCUCGCACGCAGACGUCGGCGGCGGCAGUGGAGAUCCCGAAUUAGCAACUAUCUCCCUCAUAUGGAUGGCCUCGAAGCUGAUAGCGCUUGGUGUUACCUUCGAGACCGGGAGUCUCAUCGAAUUCUUGGGCGGUCGGCACAUGAAAUGGAUCAUAAUGGUAAAUAGACCGUUGGGAAGAUACAAAGCAACCUUGAAGCUGCCGUCUCACGCACGGAGACAAGGCUUUGUCACAAAAACGGCUUGGUACUGGUGGUUUGCAGGUCUCAAAAGGCGACGAAAAUAUUUCAAAGCUAGUGCUGAUGGCGGCGAGGAUCGUCGGACAGGUACAGCUGAUGGGUCCAAUGCUACGGCCGAUACUCCUAGUAAGAGCCGCUCAGGAGAGACAUUCGGUCGAAGGCGUAGAUCGGAUGCCACUAGCACUUCGCCAUCGACGAGUCAUUCCGAAGGUACGAGCCGGGCCAGCGAGGUUCAUACGGACAGUCCAGGCCAUGAAUCUGCGUCGGACAGCAAAGGUAAAGGGAAAGACCUACUCGCUGGAGGGGCCGAAACCGACGAUUCUCAACAGCGUGCUGCCGAGCUAAGCGAGCAACCUUUCGCGAUGAACAUCCACUUCUCAGUGCGGCUCAUGAUGGCGAAAAAGAAGAACAAGUGCAACGUGCUUGAGAAAUGGAAGAACGUCCCGGAGCAUGGCAGGAUCAUGUGGGAGCAUCCGAACAUGGCCCAGAAAAAGAUUCCGGAAGACGAAAGCGGCCCAGGGGAGUGGAAAUUGCUGCGAGGUCACGGGAAGGAUAGGCAAGCAAUGGUCGCAAAGACUGUCCUUUCUCCGUUUCUCUAUCAUGUCCUUGAACUGGCCGGCGGCAUCGAGGGCUCCGUCAGUGUUAACAGCCGCCGCAUCAUAGCGACCCCGCGCGACAGGUCCUCGACGCGUCGACCGCUUCCAGGGUUGCCAUCUGUAUUCCACGUGUUUACCGUUCUGCUGCAGCAACCCGCUCUCACCGACAACGACGACUCCAGCGCGCACAGCAGAGAAGGACCAGAAAACGUCGCCAGUCUUUCAGGCUGGGAGAGGGGCGCAAGAGGUGCUUUUCAAAGCGGAAGUGGUAAGUCUUGGGUGAUGCUCAGCAAUCCCUGUUGGCGUGGUGAAAGCUUCAUCAGGCUGCUCCUCUUCGCCAAUCUGCCCACCAGUCCGCUUUCACCGCAUCUCUUUCCUUCCAAAUUUGUGCCUUGUCUCUCCAUCCGCCCCACUUUUCGGUCACACACUCGUCUCUGUUGGCCCACCGACGAAAUCUUCACCUUCUUCCUUUCCUUUCCUCAAACCAUCCCCCCACAGCCCGAGCUGACGAGCACAAAGCUUCCGCGAAUCUCGUCGCAGCAUCAGCAGCACCACGCAGCUUCUCGCUCAUUGGUGACUCACCAAGAGGCAUCGUCAUGUCGCAAGCCGGCAUCAGUGGUUACCACGAGCGCUCCCACUGCUGCGACCCCGUCUCGUCGCAAGAGGGCCCUCCCCAAGGUCAACCCUCGCAAAUCAACCGCUUAUGGCGCCAGUGGACGGAGUGUAGAGGCUGCUGUACUGACCGUAACGGCCACCGGCUUCUCUCAGGCAUUCGAGGCCCAGCGUGAAACUGCCGUCGGUCGCGACGAUGAAGAGAAGGGUGAGGAGGAGGAGCCGAUGAUGAGCGGCGCACUCAAUGGUGGUCCUGCCGGUUUGCCACCCCUUCCGGACCAUCACAGCGGCGAGGAGUCGUCGAGCGAAGAUGAGCGGAGCCAGCCCGCCGCCGACACCUCAAAGUCAUUCGGAAUGACCAGAGAGGCCGGCAUGACCCACGCAACCACUGCGCGUGUACGACCUUCAAGGACCCGUAUCGGCCAACAGGAGUUCACCCCAGAGGAUCUGGAUACUUCGAUUGAUGAGCUGAUUGCCGACGGUCGUCGGGAGGCAGGUGAGCGUGCAAGCCGACGCGCCCGCCGCGAAGCUGAGCAGCGAGCUCGCCACGCUCAAGAACAGGCGCGCGAAGCGGCUCAAGAGCUAGCCCGCGAGGAAGCCGAUCGGCUUGUCCGCGACGGAAACAGGCAGGUACGCCGGUCAGAAGCCGGCCCACGUCGUGCUGUUCCUCUCCCAGCUCGUGUGCUGGUUCAGCAGUCUAUCGAAGGAGACGUGCAGGAUGCCUUCGACGAGCCUAAGAGCGGGAACCGGUGGUGGUGGGUCCCUUACCUUGUCGGAGCGCUUGCAAUCUUUCUCCCCCUUGUCGUAAUCCCGCUACGACAGUACACACCGCCUUCUGGCUUCGCCGAAACCGCUCCUCAGACUCCGGGAAUGUUCAAGGCCGUAGGCUCUCGCUUCUCUUAUCAUUGGAACGACUGGGCACGGUGGAUCAUGCCCCCGGAGACAACGGAAGAGGAGGCUAUACGUGCAUUCCGUCAAGGCGAAGCAGUCCACGACGACAUUCUAUGGAACCGCAUGUACCUCUUGAACAAGAAAUGGGAGGAGAAGUUUGGCGUCGUCGACGACACGAUCCAGGGACUAAAAGAUCACCUUCCUGAGCAACUCGUCGUUACUCGCCAGCGUGAUGGUUCGGUGGAAAUUCCAGAUGAAUUCUGGAGGGCGCUUCUUCUCAAAGUCCGCUCCAACGAUACCGCCUGGAACGAGUUCCUCAGGGAGAGCCAGCUCAAGAUAAAAGAGCUUCGUGGCUCAAUCGACCUCGGCACGUCCGAAGCCUGGCCCAUGCCCAUCUCACGAGAAGAGUUUGCAAAGAUCAUGGAGAAGCAAUACGCUGAGCUCUCCGAUCGCGUGGACGCGAAGGUUGCUGAAGCGAUGUCUGCGAACGCUAAGCAACUCAAAUUCCUUAUGAACAAUGAAGUCAAGAAAGCAGCCGUCGACCAAAUGCGUCUCCAAUCCCUCGCUCUCACCAACCUCAUCGCCAAUAUGGAGCUCACCGAAAAGAAAGCCAACUACUUCUCCCCGGGUCUAGGCGCUAGAGUCGACUCGAGCAUCACAUCCGGCACCUACAGCGAUGAUCCCGCAGCCCUUGCCAGAGUGGCGAGGCGGCUGUCUUUGAUUCCGCAACGUCGUCCACCUUCGGCCGCCUUAUACCCUUGGCAGGAGCCCGGUGAAUGCUGGUGCUCUGCAGGUGACGCGAGUCAUACAGGCAAAGCACAGCUAGGUGUCACUGUGCCAAAACCUAUGUUCCCAAGCCAGAUCACGAUCGAGCAUCUACCAAUCGACGUCGUCCCAGACGAGAACAUUGCCAAUGCGCCAAGGGAUGUCGAACUCUGGGUCCAGGCGGCAGCGCCGCCCACUUUCCACUUCCAGCAUCGCAAAGAUCAGUGUGGUCCGGGUCUUGCUGGGUGGGUCUGCCUUGGCAGCGUCCGAUACGACAUCCACGGCUCCAAUCAUGUCCAGACCUUCAAUCUGGAUGGGCAGAGCGCCGUUCCCAUCACCAAGGCUAUGGUUCGCAUCGCCAGCAACUAUGGCGCCGACCACACCUGCCUCUACCGUAUCCGACUCCAUGGACAUCACGCCGGCACGAAGCAUGAGUACGAUGUUCACGAUUAA